CAGCCCGCCGCAGAUCUGGCUCUGGCGUCUGGCUAGUGCGCGGCGGCCCGACCCGGCUAGUGUGCGGGCGGAGCCGGGCGGCGAGGCUGCUGCUGGCGGAUCGUGCCGGACUGCGGGCCGCGACAUGGAUUGUACUGUGCAGCCCAAAUUCCAGCCUCGUUGAGCCAGCCACACCAAGAGCUUUCCACCAGAAGAGCCCUUCCAAGUACUGACCAUGUCUAUCAUGGACCACAGCCCCACUACAGGGGUGGUCACGGUCAUUGUCAUCCUCAUCGCCAUUGCUGCCCUGGGGGCCUUGAUCCUGGGCUGCUGGUGCUACCUGCGGCUGCAGCGCAUCAGCCAGUCGGAGGACGAGGAGAGCAUCGUGGGUGAUGGCGAGACAAAGGAGCCCUUUCUCCUAGUGCAGUACUCUGCCAAGGGGCCAUGUGUGGAAAGAAAGACCAAGUUGAUGACCGCCAAUGGUCCAGAAGUGCAUGGCUGAGCUGGGCUGUGAAGGCCCUGGUUCCGUUUGCAGCCAGCCCAGAAGCACUGAGAGGGCCGAAGCAGACAUGAUGGAUGCUGUGUGAGAGAGGUUGACACUUGCUGGCAUGGUCUCUUCGGGCUUCAUCAUCGCAUGCACUGACUUGCGGGUCCCGGCUGUCCUGGCAUUCCCCCUCAGCCUCCUGGUGGGGCUGCCCAUUGCAGGCAGUGGGCAGGCCUGACCUUGCUGGGGCUCAUGGCCCCUUAGCGCUUUUGUUACUUGAAUGUUUUAGCUGAGCCUGUUUUUGAUGGAGCUACUACUGUAAUGCGUGAACUAACCAACCUGUGAACUGUAAAUAGGCCCAGAAGCACGUGCUUAAGCCUUUUUGCUGAUUUUUAAAAUUACCACAUAGAGCCCA
This is a messenger RNA of Microtus ochrogaster (prairie vole), 878 nucleotides long. RefSeq names its product stannin (gene Snn). NCBI's taxonomy places the organism in Eukaryota, Metazoa, Chordata, Mammalia, Rodentia, Cricetidae. The record is from RefSeq and is a predicted model, not a curated record. Gene Ontology annotation, cellular component: mitochondrial outer membrane.